AUGAGCUUGGAUAUAGAUGCGGUUAUAGACCUACUGAAACAGGGGAAACACGUUAAGGAAGAAACUGUGUAUACGCUUUGUCUAAGGUCACAGGAAUUGUUAAUGAGUGAGGCCAACGUGACUCAUGUGGAUACGCCUGUGACUAUAUGUGGUGAUAUACACGGUCAGUUACACGACUUGCUGACAUUAUUUGAGAAGAGUGGAGGCGUUGAAAAGACGAGAUACGUGUUUCUGGGCGAUUUUGUGGAUAGAGGAUUCUAUUCAUUGGAGUCAUUUUUAUUGCUACUUUGUUAUAAACUGAGGUAUCCUGACAGAAUCACUUUGAUUAGGGGAAACCAUGAAACAAGACAAAUAACUAAAGUUUAUGGGUUCUAUGAUGAAAUCAUGAGGAAAUAUGGGAAUUGUAACGUAUGGAGAUAUUGUUGUGAGGUAUUCGAUUAUUUAUCUUUGGGUGCCAUUAUAAAUAAUAGCAUAUUCUGUGUUCAUGGUGGACUUUCACCAGAAAUAAAUACCUUAGAUGAAAUUCGUGCAAUCGAUAGGAAACAAGAAGUGCCGCAUGAGGGAGCAAUGUGUGAUUUAUUGUGGUCAGACCCGGAGGAGGUGGAUACGUGGUCAUUAUCUCCUAGAGGAGCAGGCUUUCUUUUUGGUAAGAGUGAAGUUGAUAAAUUCUUGUCAACUAAUAAUGUAGAAUUAAUUGCACGAGCUCACCAAUUGGUCAUGGAAGGAUACAAGGAGAUGUUUGAUGGGGGUCUAGUUACAGUUUGGUCUGCUCCAAAUUAUUGUUAUAGAUGUGGGAACGUCGCCGCAGUGUUGCGGAUUGAAGACGAUCUGCAGAGAAAUUAUACGAUAUUUGAAGCAGUGCAACCACAAGAUGGUGGUGGAAAUGCAAUAAUACCUACCAAAAAACCUCAGAUGGACUAUUUCCUCUGA
Molecule: messenger RNA, 930 nt
Organism: Naumovozyma castellii
Lineage: Eukaryota; Fungi; Ascomycota; Saccharomycetes; Saccharomycetales; Saccharomycetaceae
Gene: PPH3
Product: phosphoprotein phosphatase PP4 catalytic subunit PPH3
Exons: 1
Coding region: 1-930 (309 amino acids)
Source: RefSeq, a predicted model, not a curated record